AUGGCUUGUUUCUUGAAUUGUGUCCGGUUCGAUGUCACGGCGAGGCUCACCGACAAACCCACAAGCAAAGAAGGAUCUUUAACCGUCUCCGGCGUGACUUGUUACAGCUGGGACGACGUGGAAGCUCUCACUUCCAAUUUCUCUAGACUGAUAGGUUCAGGUGGUUACAGCAGUAUCUACAUGGCUCGCUUGUCUAGUAGCUCCGGCUCCGAUAAAGCCGCUCUCAAGGUUCACGUUAGCAGCCACCGUCUCUACCAGAUCUUCAGAGUCGAGCUUGAUAUCUUGCUCCGUCUUCAACAUCCAAACAUUGUCAAACUUCUCGGCUAUUUCGACGAUUCAGAGGAAAAUGGUGCUCUUCUUCUUGAAUAUCUUCCUCAAGGUAAUCUACAGGAGAAGCUUCACAAGAACAGCAAACAAGUCUUGCCAUGGAGGAACCGCGUAGCCAUUGCGUUACAGCUAGCUCAAGCCAUUGAGCACAUUCACGAGAAAUGUAGCCCUCAGAUCGUGCACGGAGACAUCAAAUCUUCCAACGUACUCCUAGACAAAAGCUUCAACUGUAAGCUCUGCGAUUUCGGGUCAGCCAAAGUCGGCUUCUCAUCGAUGGUUCAGCCUUCUACAACGUCGCCUAGGUCAAGGCAAGUGAGGAUGGUUGGAUCUCCUGGUUACACAGAUCCUCAUUACUUAAGAACAGGGAUUGCUUCCAAGAAGAUGGAUAUGUAUGGGUUUGGAGUGGUUGUUCUUGAGUUGGUUUCAGGGAAAGAAGCAUUUUCCGGUGAGAAAGGGGAGAUGCUUGUGCAUGUUGCUGCUCCACUUAUCCGUGAGGUUCUUGAUUCGAGUGGAGACAUUGCAGAAGAGAAGGUGAGACGGUUCUUGGACCCGAGGUUGUCAAGGGACGGUUUAGAUAUUAAUGAGGUAAAGACAAUGGUGAGAGUGGCUGCGCUCUGUCUCGGUAGCUCGCAAUCUCUAAGACCCUCGGCUGCUCAAGUGGCGGAAACUCUUGUAGAGAAAGUCCCAUCUUUGAGUUUUCUCGGUUGUGGUAAAGGAGUAUGA
Microthlaspi erraticum is the source of this 1050-nucleotide messenger RNA. The record is from the annotation of a GenBank genome assembly. NCBI's taxonomy places the organism in Eukaryota, Viridiplantae, Streptophyta, Magnoliopsida, Brassicales, Brassicaceae.